CAGGUCGGAAGGCAGAUCCCAGGGGCAGCUUGGCCCCCACAGGGACAUCCUGGUCUUUGAGGCAGUCGGUGUUUGAACUGAGGAGCACAGGAGGGGACCCAGCACAGGGAGGGUGGUGCUGGGGGAGGACCCGAGGUUUGUAAUGCAGACCGAGGGUCUCCAGGACAGUUGUGCAACAAGCAAGCGGAAACGCGGCUCACUGAGGCCUCCCACUGCUGCUGGGAGUGGGGAGUCUCCCAGGCUGAGUGUGCCAAGGCGUGGCAGAGCCAGCCCCCUGGCCCGUGGGCAGGGCAGGUGCCUCUCAGAGGUGUGCCAACCCCUGCUUGCAGCUGGCGAUCUCCGAGAAGCACUGGGCAGGACAGACAGCGGGAACUCACUCCCUUGGAGCGGAUGUGAGGGUGCAAGGGAGCCCUGGACGCCGGGUGCACGCCAGUCCUGCGGUCUGGGUGCCCUCCAGGAGGCCAGGGGCUCUGCUCCUCCUCGGCGGUGUGGCCCGCUUGCCCCUGAUACCAAGAACAGCUGGGGUGCCAGCCUCCCUACCACGCCUCAGGGGCAGGGCGGCAUGAGCCGGGCCAGGCACAUGGGCAAGAUCCGCAGACGCCUGGAAGAUGUCAAGAGCCAGUGGGUCCGGCCGGCCAAGACGGACUUCAGCGACAACGAGAGCGCCCGGCUGGCCACAGACGCCCUCUUGGACGGGGGGCCCGAGGCCUACUGGGAGGUCCUCCACAAGGAAGGCGAGGUGGACUUCCUGUCCUCCGUGGAGGCCCAGUACAUUCAGGCCCAAGCCCAGGGGCCCCCCUGCACUCCGGAGACCCCGGGAGGUGCCGAGGCAGGGACCAAGGGACUGGACUCCUGCUCGCUGCAGUCGGGUACCUACUACCCUGCGGCCUCGGAGGGCAGCGAGCCUGCCCUGCUGCACACCUGGGCCUCGGCCGAGAAGCCCUACCUGAAGGAAACGGCCAGCGCCACCGUGUACUUCCAGACGGACAAGCACAACAACAUCCGAGACCUCAUCCGCCGCUGCAUCGCUCGGACCAGCCAGGUGCUGGCCAUCCUGAUGGACGUGUUCACAGACGUGGAGAUCUUCUGUGACAUUCUGGAGGCGGCCAACAAGCGCGGGGUGUUCGUCUGCGUGCUCCUGGACCAGGGAGGUGUGAGGCUCUUCCAGGAGAUGUGUGACAAAGUGCAGAUCUCGGACCGUCACCUCAAGAACAUUGCCGUCCGGAGCGUGGAGGCGGAGGUGUACUGUGCCAAGUCGGGCAGGAAGUUCUCGGGCCAGAUCCAGGAGAAGUUCAUCAUCUCGGACUGGAGAUACGUCCUCUCCGGGUCGUACAGCUUCACCUGGCUCUGCGGGCACGUCCACCGGAACAUCCUCUCCAAGUUCACGGGCCAGGCGGUGGAGCUGUUUGACGAGGAGUUCCGCCACCUCUACGCCUCCUCCAAGCCGGUGCUGGGCCUGAAGUCCCCUCAGCUGGCCGCACCCCUGCAGCCCCCACCGGGCCGCCUCAGCGGCAGCAGCCGCUCCACCAGCGACCCCUUCAGCAGCCCCUCCACAGGGAGCAACCCCCAGAACCGGAGCCUGUCGGUGUCCUCGGGGCCCGGCAGCCCCCCGGCCCCAAACCCACCUCCGCCCCCCAGGUUGCAGCUCUACCACGGCCUUUGCGGGGCCCUGAGCCCACAGGCCCGCUUCUCCCCGCGGCCCCACGACGGCCUGCCGGCCCUCUACAGCAACCUCAACGCCUGCAGGCCCCUGCGGCUGCAGUUCGGGCAGCUGGGCCUGGUGCCCAGGGUGGCCCACAUCUGGAGGCCGUUUCUACAGGUACCCCCUCACUUCUGAAGGGGGGCCCUGCCCCCCGCUGCCCUCCCAGGACUCCUGGGUGGCCUGGCCCAAGGGCCCCCUCAACAACCUUGCCCCUGCUUGCCUUCGAGUGACAGGCUCUUGGACCUGUGUUUCCACGUUCCCAGGCCUGAGGCCGUUCACUUGCCGGCCCCCACCUGUCCCUGGGUUCUCCCCUCUCUAGUCUGGCCCAUGCAGCACGUUCCAGAAGGUUCCAGGUGGUAGGGGGUGGUGAACUAGAGGGCAACAUCGUGAUGGCAGAUAGAGCCCCUUUCUCCCGCAGAGCCAGCCAGUGCUUUACUAUGACCAUCCUUUGACUCUCUGUAACGUCAGAAGGGACAGAUGCAGCCCAUGUUUUAUGUGUGGGUAAACUGAGGCACUGAGCCGCAGAGGGUGGGUGGGACCACCGUGCUCCUGUUGCCCUAUUCCCAGGAGCAGUCCAGUCCCCGGGGAUGCGGGGGAGAGAGGUCCAGGAGAAGGACCGGGAACAUUCUGGAUGAUUCUAGGAGAGGUGGGGCAGCUCCUGCUCCGUUGAAAGGCGUAAUACUGGGAGUCCCUUGGCCCCAUGAGUGAGGGGCGGGCCCCCAGAGCUGCCACUGUUAAGCCGUGUGGGGCCGAUGGAGACUGUAGGCACAGAGACGGGGCAAGCCAUGGCACUGAGGGGACAGAGCUGGACAAGGCAGCUUGGCAGCUCAGUGUUGAGGGUCAGUCACUUCCGGGCAGAAGCAACAAGAGCCGGGUGCAGCUGGCCUGGGAAGAGCACCCCGCAAGUGGGCCCCCCUGCCAGCCUUGUUCCUAAGAGACGGCGGUGAGCAGGCCCUCCCACUCCCAGCCCCCCCCCCCCCACAGUGUGUAGGGAGGAUGAGCACCACACAGACCCUUGUUGUCGGAGCUACUGAGACUGGGGGCGUCUCUCGUUGCACCGAGAUCCAGCCUCGCCCGGCAGAUCCAACCUUGGGACCCUCUGACACGAGGCUGGGCCAUUCCUUUGGGGGACUGGAUUCCUGGCAGUCCCCAGCACAAGGCUCUCGUCCCGAGACAGCAUUCCCACCAGAGGACUGGGAGGGUGUUACACGCCCGGUGAGACGGCGGCUGGAGGCCAAAGCACUUCCUUUGACAAGUUUCCAGUCCUCCCAAACCCAUCGGCAGUCCUGCUCAGGCGAGAGCGGCUCUGGUCUCUGCCCCAGCAGGCCUCCUCGCCGGGGAGGGCCCUCGGACACACCCAGUCUCUACGACAGUGUGAAAUUCAACAACAGCGACGGGGUGCCCGCUGGGCACGGUGACAGACACCCACCCACAUCCACAUCUGUCCUGGAGAGUCCCAGAGCCAGCUGGAGGUGAUGCCCACGUGAACGGCCACCACAAAGAACACGAGAGAGUGGAAGAUGUCAUAGGAUAGUCAUGUGUGGGGGGCACCGUGGAAUGGGGGGCUUCACUUAUGGCCGCAUGCGCACCCCAUGCCAGGGAUCGGGGAUCACGUCAUCCACCUGGAGGACUGACUGGACGUGUUGAUGGCUAGUGAUCAAGCCUGCCCCCCAAGACUGUCUUCCCUAAAAAGUAUUUGCAGUGUGCACGGGGUCCCCACCAGAUACUGAUCUCUUAAAAUCUCUCUGCACUGCAAGGCCCCAGACGCCAAGGGUCUCUUUGCAAGCUCCGGAGGACCCACCCCAUCAGCAGGGCGUCCCAGGGCACAAUGAACGCUGACCGAUUGGCUCCUGCAGGGAGGACUAACACUCGGACCCCCAUUCACUGCCCCCCGCCCACUGCCCUCACCCAUCUGAGCUCCCCGCCUCCAGCCUGCUUGCCCUGCUGGCUGUCAUGGAGGUGGUGGCCGUGCAUCGUUAAAGGCUCCAUUUUCUGGACUUGGUCCAAGAAGCUGUCGGACCCAGAGACUUGUCACUCACUCGCCUUCUCAGCUGCCUCCUGAAGAGCGUGUCAGAAAAACUGUCAGCAGAGAAUGUAAGCACUGUGGGCGCACAUGCACCAGCGUGGACACAACCUCCUUUUCUCGUGCUCCGCUGUGUCCGCACGGAGACAGACAUGGCACCUUCCGAAGUGCUCUGUCCUCACAGCCUCCACUGGGUGUGGCGGUGGGGGUGUCCACACGAGGAUGCCGCAUGAGGAGCGGACAGAGAGGCCCGAAGGAGGUGGCCCUGGGGCACAAGGGGGCAACGUGUGCACGGCCGAGGGUGGGGGGUGGGGGAUGAGGGGAGGCUGGGAUCCAGCUCCAGGCUGAGCCUUGGGAGGCUGCCUCUCAGCACCGCCUGCUCCCCACGUCAGACGCACACACAAAAUCACCUCCUCCUCAGGGGUGCACAGGGCUUUGGGAGCGGAGCUCCCCAACACCUCCCAGUGAGGUGGCUGCUGGAGAAGAACCUGCGAGUUCUCGUCUCCCUCGAGCAGAACCAGCCGGGCCUCUCCCUUGCCUUUGCAAGAGCGGAGAGAACCUGGCGGUUCCGGCUGCUCUAGCAAAGCACCGCUGCCAGGCGGCGUGUAAACAACAGAUGUUCUUUUCUCGUGGGGAGGCAGGCUGCGAGGCCACGGUUGGGGUGCCAGCACGGCCAGGGUCUGGCGAGGACACACUGCCCGGUUUGCAGGCCGCCACCUCCUCGCCGCGUCCCCACGCAGCAGAAGGGACAAGUUAGCUUGAAGCAGUGCCCAGUGCAUCGUUUCCUUCCUGAGCGAUUCGGUCCCGAGCCCUGGGAGGCCGGCCUUGGCUCCCACUGCAAAAGGGCUUGAAGUGGAGGGUUUGAUGACAGCCCCCAGGCCCCGCCCCGGGACAGGGGCAGGCGCCGGCAGCCAGUGUGCGGGGAGGGAGGAGCCCUCGCUCUCAGAGGGCUCCCACGCAUGCGCCACAGAAGCCCCUUCGUCGCAGAGAUCUUGGCUGAUUUCCGUAACU
Molecule: messenger RNA, 4736 nt
Organism: Phyllostomus discolor (pale spear-nosed bat)
Lineage: Eukaryota; Metazoa; Chordata; Mammalia; Chiroptera; Phyllostomidae
Gene: SACK1A
Product: family with sequence similarity 83 member A
Exons: 4
Coding region: 143-1837 (564 amino acids)
Biological process (GO): epidermal growth factor receptor signaling pathway
Source: RefSeq, a predicted model, not a curated record